AAAUGAAUUAUAUCAAAUACAACAAUAGACAAAUAGGGCAAAUAUAGCCAUCACUGGUUUAAAAAUGCUAAUUCUUAUAGAAAAUGUAUCACAAGUAAAUUUAAGGAGAUUUUCUGAGAGAAAUACUGUUUGUGGGAGGUUCCUAUGAACAACAACAGGAAUGAACUUGAAAAGCAACUUUAGCUGGUUCACAAUUGCAGAGGCUUUUACUAUGAUGAGAAUGAAAGAAAAAAGAAAAUAGAACGUACUUGGGCAAACAAACUACAGUUCAAUUCCAAAAGGUUUUGUAUUACUGUAUGUGACAAUGAAGCUGGUGAUCAGGACUCUAACCUUGCUCUGGAUUCUGCCUUUAACUUUGGGAGAAGACAUCCCUGUCACCUGUCUUUACUCUAGAGAGUGUGUAUUACCCUGCAAAUCCAAAAUCCCAAAUAUCAUUCACUGGUAUAAAGGCCCCAAUGCAGUGCACUCAUUCUACAACAAUGAAGACCAGCUGACGUAUCAGAACGAGGCCUACAAGGGAAGAACAUCGCUGUUCCCAGAAACCGAAAUCCAAAAUGGAAAUGUAUCACUUAUACUGAAAAAUAUCAAGAUCCAAGAUGAAGGGAGAUACAGGUGCUACAGCGCGAGUGAACAAACAAAUGAGGAGACAUAUGUGGCCAUGUCUGUAUUAGCUCCAGUUAAAUCAGUGGAUAUUUCAUUAAGUGGUGACACAGUCAUCUGCAACACCAGCGGAGUUUAUCCAGAACCAAAUGUGUCAUGGUUCACGGAUCCCUUAACAAAAGAACCAUCGAACAAUUACAACAAAACAGAUGACAACCUGUUCACGGUGACCAGUGAAAUUAAAAGAGGCUUAAUCAACAAUAACUACACAUAUAACUGCUCAAUAACCAAUAAAGACAGGACAAAGACACACUAUUCAGUCAGUUUAAUGCACCGAGAAAUCUCAUUGCGAGAUGAGGUGACUCUCCCAUGUCGAUUCACAAAGGACUUCAACUACAUUCUCACUUUUAAUUUUUCAAUCGCUGUUCUGAAACAUGACAGUCAAACCAUUAGAAAAGAAAUCUCUGACCAGUUUAAAGGCAAGGUUGACAUUUUGCCAGAUGGGACAGUCAAACUUCAUAACCUGAACAAAAAAAAAGAUUUAGGAACCUUCACCUGUGAGAGCAGUACUGCUGAAUCUAGAUGCAUUGUACAUACUGUAAUCACACAAGGUGCAAGAGAUCAUACAGCCUCAAUUGUCAUCUCUGUCUUAGUAGUUAUUAUAAUUGUCAUUAUCUUUACUUGUGUUGUAAAGUUUAGAAAAAAACUGUGCAAGAAGGACACAUCCAUCUAAGGUACAAAUACAAAGAAAGAUGCGAUGCAAUACAGAGCAGGAACAAGCUCCCCUUAAAUAACAUUGUACUGUGGACCCUGGCUGUGACCACCUAAAUGAAACAAGUGUAACCUACUGUAUGGCAUCUGAUAAAGUCUAAUGAAGAUGGAUGCACAAACCCCAAUACUCUACAUUAGAGAAUUGCGAUCGAGGAAUGAAAAAGAAUUCCAGCACAUCAUCUUGGAUGAGUCAGCUUGGAGACAAAUAAGAGGACUUUGAGGAACAAGCACGAGAAUAAGACAUUUUACUCUUUAUGCGCUGACAGGUCCUGUGUACUUGAUUGACAUCCCAAGCUCUGCCUUCAUUCUCAAACUGAAGAUCUUACAGAUGACUUUAUUGACAAAGUCCAAUGAACUACACUUUUCCUUGGUUUAAUGAACCUUACAACCUCACUGUAAAUUACUAACAUUCAAGACGGGUUUUAAAUAAUAUAUAUUUCUUGAACUUUUAGGGGCCUUUUUUCCAACAUUCCAUUUGACAUAUUUUAUUUCUGUCAGAAAUGGAUAGCUCAGAUUCUUAUCAACAUUCCUUUCUCAUGUGACACGUCAAACAAGUCCAAGAACAUUCAUAAGCAGUCACAUACCAAAACUAUUAGAUCUCUUCUUAAAGAGAACAAAAACAAAGAUUGAUAAAAACAGAGAACACAGAAACUACUGUAUGACAACACUGAAACUAGGAAAAAUAGCUUCAGAUUUUUUGAUUUUCCGGCCAAAUAUACUGUACAUACACCUAUGGUAAUGCAUUGAAUAGAUAUGUACACGAAUCAGAGCAUAACCCGUCUUUCUCAUGACAGAUCAUAGUCUGAGAAACCUAAUUUCAGUCAUAACUCUAUUAUGACAUACUCAUAGACAGGGGCAAUCAUUUUUCUGCUUUUCUUUUUGUUUGUUUCCAUUAAGCUUUAAAUUGUAAAUUAUUCUAUUGCACAUUUGUACACAAACUGAAUGUUUUUGCACAUAAUACGGCUGUCUACAAACAAAUUGAGAACUGCCUUAUCACGAACAAUUUGUCUUCUCAGUAUUCUACACUUUUUUUUUUUAUUGUGGGUCAAUGAAGAAUGUACAUUAAUGUAAAGGACAUUAAAUUAAAUUAAA
Xyrauchen texanus (razorback sucker) is the source of this 2463-nucleotide messenger RNA. RefSeq names its product HERV-H LTR-associating 2b, tandem duplicate 2 (gene hhla2b.2). The record is from RefSeq and is a predicted model, not a curated record. NCBI's taxonomy places the organism in Eukaryota, Metazoa, Chordata, Actinopteri, Cypriniformes, Catostomidae. The transcript is spliced from 6 exons. Gene Ontology annotation, biological process: cell surface receptor signaling pathway; positive regulation of T cell proliferation; immune response. Gene Ontology annotation, cellular component: external side of plasma membrane. The coding region runs from base 305 to 1333 and encodes 342 amino acids.